GUUUACAAAGUACCUAUAUAUACUUCUGAAUAGUUCAAGCUACAGUUCGUAGACGAGAUGCGCAGGCAUCUCGUUAUGCGUCGUAAUGAGACUAUUCACGGACAUUUAAAAGAAGGAUUCCGGAGUUUGUUCAGGACUAUUAAACAUGUUACUUGUAUUUCAAUUUUCAUUAGUCUCACUUGAAAAAAUAGUGUUCUUAAAACCGAGUAUUCGUACGGGCCUGAGCUCUGUCCGGAUCUAACGCGAGGUUUGGUUAGGUCUCGUCUCAUCAAUGAUGCCGGUCUACAGAAGACUGAACGUACAGUUUCAUUUCGCUUUAUCUUGAAAUUGUUAAUUUUCCGUUGAAUUUUCAAUUCUGUAAUGUGGGAUUGUAUCCGUUUCGUAUCGAUCGAAAUGCGUAAGGGAAAUGUACGUGCAUUUGUUUUUUUUAUUAAACGGUACAAAAAUAUUAAAUUAAGAUCAUCGCAGAGUAUUUUUUACAGGGACGAAAUCAUUAUUAUAAGCUUUGAUAUUUAUACCUCGAAAUUUUAUAAUCGGUAUUCGGUAAUCUGAUUGAAUGGAUCUCUCAGAUGUACACGCAUGCGUACUGAGCGUUGCUUCUUGAAAAAUGCCGGAGUUCGACUCUGCAGAAAUCCUCCGUUAUUUCGCUUUUGAUAUCGAUUGAAAUAAAAAAUACUGGCGACACAUAAGAUAUUAAGCUGAAUUGAUACAGCGGGGAGCGUAUAUUUAGCAGUUGAUUUCCAUAGCAACAACGUCAUUGUGCUCCCGAGCUUGGAAUUAACAAAAUUAGUGAUCGUCUUUUCAUUUCUCCGUUUAUUCCGUUGUUUUUCCAUUUUCAUUUUUAUCUUCAUCGUUAGUCAUACUAUUAGCUAAUACUGAACAUUGAGGGUCCAAUAAAAAGAAGUUUCAAGAAUAAUGAGAGAAGAAUCAUAAUAUAUAAGAAAUAUUUAAUAUUUCUUUAUAAUACAAUCCUCAACAGAUGAAAUAUAUUAUUGGACAUUACUAUAUUCAUUAUUUUAUUUGUUUACAUGAACUUUGAUACCUGCCACUGAUAUAUCAUAUUCUGACCUGAACAAUAAGUGCUGAAAAAAGUGGACAAACAUGAGUAUUAGGGAAAGCAAACGUGACAUAUUUACUCUUCUGGGAAGCCGUAAAUACAUAGAUACCAGACUAAUCGAGCACCUGUUUAGAAUAGUUGAUAGAGCAGAUUAUUUUCCACCAUCACACAAAGCAAUGGCAUAUAGAAAUUGCCCUUGGGAAAAUGACUUUAUUCAUAUGUCUUCACAUGCUGUGUACUUCGAAGCAAUAUGUAGCCUUCGUUUGCAUCCAGGGCUGAGCUUCUUAAACAUUGGUUCAGGAACUGGUUAUCUGAGUACAAUUGCAGGACUUCUAUUGACUCAAAAUGGAAUAAAUCAUGGUAUUGAAUUGAACGAAAAUUGUUUAAAGUAUGCAUACGAAAGGUUGGAGCAAUUUAAGAAGAAGUCACUGGCUCUGGACGAAUUUAACUUGUGUGAGCCACAUUUUAUACAAGGAAAUUGUCUCAAUGUUAUUCCUGAUAGACAAUACGACAGAGUAUACUGUGGUGCAGGAUGUCCAGAAGCUCACGAAGCAUUCAUUAAACAGUUUGUAUGCAUUGGAGGAAUCCUUGUAAUGCCUUUUAAAGACUAUUUGAUACAAUACCAGAAGAUUGAUGAACAAACUUGGCUGGAAGAUAGAUUGCUACCAGUAUCAUUUACCCCAUUAGUUGUACCCACUCAUUCAGUAGAGCCUUACAUUCGAUUACCUCCCUUAAAUCCCCUCUCGUUAAUGGAGUUGUGUAAAGGAACCAUCAGACAGCGAUUAAUUGAAAACAACCGGCGUAACAACAGAUGGAACGUAGAAUUCCUGAAUCCAUCCACGCACGGGAACCCUCCCUUGCGCCAUUGGGAAACGCUUUUCAAAAUUCACAAGGACGGCGAGGAAUAUCGCAAUUACUACGAUAACAGAGACUCCAUCUCCAGCUGCAUGAAAGAAAAGAUACGUCGCCUACCGUUACCAUUCAAACUGAAAAUGUAGUAUAACACGAAAUCUCAAGUAUCUACACACAAAAUCGAUCGGCC
Messenger RNA from Nomia melanderi (Alkali bee), 2099 nucleotides. Lineage: Eukaryota; Metazoa; Arthropoda; Insecta; Hymenoptera; Halictidae. The record is from RefSeq and is a predicted model, not a curated record.